GCAGUCAAGCAACUGAGCUCGUGAGCAUAUUAACAGCUCACAUAUAUUUUUUAGUUUAAUAUUGUAUAGCAUCUAAAUUGAGCGAAAGUUUUCAGGUAUUUAAACAAUGGCGUUACCGGCAGCUACGGAUUCCAUUUUGGUUACCAAAAAUGCCUACUAUAAUUUCUUGCGCGAAUACUGGUUUAAUAAUCAGAAUGACAAGCUCCUUGGAUCAUCUGCUAAGCGUGUGGUCAGCAAGGCUUCCUUGGCUUGGCACAGUUUGAAUGCCGCCCAGCGUUCGCUCUUUGAAGAGGGUCCUUAUGUAAAAAGUUGCCUGGCUGUUGAAAUGAUGUUAAACAGAUUGGACUCACAUGGUGUUGCAAUGAUGUCACGUGCAACGGGCAGGUCAAAGCCUGUAAAGCGGCUCUUGAAAAAUGCUCCAAAGUCAAUUUCGACGAUCCAAACGCGUUCACGUACUAAAAAGCGUGCUCAGGCUACAAUAUUCUUUAAACGUCGUUAGACUCUCUUGAUGCUGCUGACUUAAACUAUAAACGAUUGUUUUUUAUAUUGUGUUGUUCUAUUGAUAGCAUAUAGGACAUAUAGGAGCAAAUUUCAAACGUCACAUUUUUCCCUAUAUUUAUUAUUAAUGUGUUAAGCUUAAGCUUAAUUUUUUGUUGUCGUCACUCCUCUAAACUCAAAUCAAUAAACUCUUUGGACUAUUUUGGUGGGCUCCAAACAGCACA
This is a messenger RNA of Drosophila busckii, 722 nucleotides long. RefSeq lists its product as uncharacterized. Lineage: Eukaryota; Metazoa; Arthropoda; Insecta; Diptera; Drosophilidae. The record is from RefSeq and is a predicted model, not a curated record. Bases 107 to 499 code for a protein of 130 amino acids. The transcript is spliced from 2 exons.